Messenger RNA from Histoplasma capsulatum G186AR, 516 nucleotides. RefSeq lists its product as uncharacterized. NCBI's taxonomy places the organism in Eukaryota, Fungi, Ascomycota, Eurotiomycetes, Onygenales, Ajellomycetaceae. The coding region runs from base 1 to 516 and encodes 171 amino acids. The transcript is spliced from 3 exons. The record is from RefSeq and is a predicted model, not a curated record.
AUGGGUAACUUGGUUCCUCAAGACUCAUCAGCCGCGAUGAAACGGCUUAAAGUCUCCAAACCGCCCGUGGAGAGGAUUCUCGUCACGGGCAAGAAAAAUUGUCGAUAUAAGCGGGUGACAGGCUGUCAUCGACUGCCGUACGACAAAGGACGCGCAGAGCGACGAGUUGGCAGGGCGACAUGGGGUUUUGGACCCUCACCUGGGCCAGGCCCAAUUGGAGAGAAUGAAAAAUGCGCCCCUUUUGCAGCCAACACAGUGACUCAAAAACACGCAUGGUCCAAGCCAUAUCUAUAUCCACAUAUUCUGCUCUCGCUGAGGCUUCAAAGGAGCUCUCGCCGCGAUGAAAAGGGACAACAUAUUUCAUAUGGGUGUGUGGCUUUGGGUGCAGUCGGCAGAACCCGCAUGGUCAUGUGCUCUCCUUCCGAAUCCAUCCUGACACGCCAUAAGAGAAAAGUUCAUGAACAAGAUAGAAGAAACAGCGGCAGUAACAGAACAACUCAAUGGCAGGGGUACUAG